AUGAGAAAGUUCUUCCAGCUUCCGAAGCACAAAAUCUCCAUCUGGGUUAGUAAGAAAUUUUCCUCUAGUGAAGAGCUGCAGUGGGCUAGAAUUGCUGAGGAGGACGAAGAUGAGGAUGAAGUGGAUCAAAAAGGCUUUGAAGAAGUAGACGAGAAUAAGAAGAAGACAGAGGGAGAGGAAUUGUAUUGUAUAAUGUGUGGGAAGAAGUUUAAGAGUGAGAAACAAUGGAAGAAUCAUGAGCAGUUGAAGAAACAUCACGACAAGGUUGAUAAGUUUGGGGAUUCCAUUGAGGAUGAAGACAUUGUGGAGGUUGAAGGUGGGGAGGAGAAGAUCGCAAAGGAAUUGGAAGAGAAGAGAGAUGAGAGGGAAAUUAAAAGGAAAAUUAAUGAGGAUGAUGAGGAUAGCAUGUGUAGUGACAUGGAGGACUUGGCACUCUUCACAAAGAAGUACAAAAAGUUCAUGAAAUUCAAGAAGAACUUUGAGAAGAAGCCACAUAGAGGAAAUGACUCAAAGGAAAGGAAAAGCAAAGAUGAUCCACCGAUUUGCUUUGAAUGCAAGAAGCCCGGCCACAUGAAGAUGGAUUGCCCAAUGAGAAAGAAAAAUAAAUACAAAGGAAGGGAAAUGUUGGCGGAUUGGCUCAAUAGUGAUGAGAAGGACUCUGCAAUGAGGAGAAGAAUGAAGUAG
Messenger RNA from Humulus lupulus (European hop), 684 nucleotides. RefSeq names its product J protein JJJ1-like. The transcript has 2 exons. Gene Ontology annotation, molecular function: nucleic acid binding; zinc ion binding. The record is from RefSeq and is a predicted model, not a curated record. The coding region runs from base 1 to 684 and encodes 227 amino acids. NCBI's taxonomy places the organism in Eukaryota, Viridiplantae, Streptophyta, Magnoliopsida, Rosales, Cannabaceae.